Messenger RNA from Girardinichthys multiradiatus, 5465 nucleotides. RefSeq names its product nuclear factor of activated T cells 2a (gene nfatc2a). Gene Ontology annotation, biological process: cytokine production; calcineurin-NFAT signaling cascade; regulation of transcription by RNA polymerase II. The transcript has 10 exons. The record is from RefSeq and is a predicted model, not a curated record. Bases 405 to 3008 code for a protein of 867 amino acids. Gene Ontology annotation, cellular component: transcription regulator complex. NCBI's taxonomy places the organism in Eukaryota, Metazoa, Chordata, Actinopteri, Cyprinodontiformes, Goodeidae. Gene Ontology annotation, molecular function: DNA-binding transcription factor activity, RNA polymerase II-specific; RNA polymerase II cis-regulatory region sequence-specific DNA binding; transcription factor binding.
CUCGGACAUGGACCGGCUCCAGGUUUCCAUGGCGAAGGCGCACAAACAGGAGGAAACACUGAGGGAAUCCCGUUAUUUUACAGCAUGGGAGCAUUAUAAACACCCAGAACGAGGAAGGAAGCCACUCUCGAUGCUUAAGUAAUCCUCACAGAGCUCGAGGAAAGCGGAGACCUCAGAGCAGAGCUGCUGCUGAAGCUGAAGCGGACACACACUUUAACUCUGAAAGGGAGUUUUGCGCUGCUUUAAGUUUUUAAACGCGAAGCGAUUCUUUCCCUUUUUUCUCUCCUCGCCACAUUUUAACUAAAGAACAUCUGUGCUAUGCUUCUUCAAGGAGAGUGAUUUUUACUGCUUAUAUAUACUUUUUUUUUUUAUAAUUAUUCCUUUUUUUCCGCCUUCUUCUCCAGAUGUUUAGAGAGAAUUGGAGGCUGGCGCAGUACCACAUGAUGAGGUCCAUGGAUCAAGAUGACCCUGGCCUUACCACUCAUAAGGUGUUCAGUUCUGAAUCUGAGCAGGCUUUCCCUCUGGAUGAGGCGUACAGGAUCAAGUCGUGCAGCUCCCCUUACUCUGACCUGAACCCCGAAGUUCUCUCAGGGUAUGAAAACCAGGAGGCCAGAAACUACGCGGAUAACAUCCGACCCCCAGGCCUUGCUCUGAGCCCCCGGAUUGAGAUCACCCCCUCCCGCGAGCACUACAGUCAUGGCCGGGAUUCCCUGCCGAGCCAGCACCUGAACAUCAGCCCCAGGCCCACGCUCACUGUGCCUGGCUAUGAAAACCUCGCCUAUCGUGAGCCCCAGUGCCUGAGUCCAGCCAGCAGCAACUCCUCCACCAGUUGGCACUCUGAGAGCUAUUCCCCCUGGGCGUCCCCCUGUGUGUCCCCCAGCAGUGGCCCGAAUCCAGGAGAUCUCUGUCCCCGCAUGCAGAGCAUCCACACCUGCUCUCCACGCACCUCCCCAGGCACCUCCCCUCACACCAGCGUAGGAGAGGACAGCGGCCUGGUAGCCCGUUCACCCUCACCUCGACCGCGCUCCACCUCUCCGCAGGGCAAGCGCACGUACGAAAUGUACCAGAAUCCAGGGCUGAUGCCUGGUCAACGAUCCCGCAGUCCAUCCCCACACAGCGUGCAGCAGGAUCUCAACGUAGGAGCUCACUUUACACAUGCUAGCCUUGUUGAGAAUGGAUUUGGCAGCAGCCAGACAGGCCUGGUGCCCACCAAAAUAGUCAAGACGUCCAACCAAGUUUACGCUCUGUACCCAGAGAACCACGGUGAUGGGAACUAUUUGGUGUCCAGUGAUCAGGACAUUAAAUCCAAACCUACUGCAGAGCCUUUCUUUGUCAUCCCAUCAAUCUGGCCCAAGCCGCUGGUUCCCCCUAUCUGCAGCCUCCCGUUGGCUUCACUCCCACCGCUGGAAUGGCCCCUGCCCAGUCACACGGAUCAGUAUGAGCUCCACAUUGAGGUGCAGCCCAAACCGCACCACAGGGCUCACUAUGAGACAGAGGGAAGCAGGGGUGCAGUUAAAGCACCCACAGGAGGGCAUCCAGUUGUGCAGUUGCAUGGCUACAGAGGCAAGGAUCCACUUCUCCUCCAGAUCUUUAUUGGCACAGCAGAUGAGCGCAUCCUAAAGCCUCACGCUUUUUAUCAAGUUCAUCGAAUCACUGGCAAGACGGUCACCACCAACAGCUACGAAAAGAUCAUCAAUGGCACAAAAGUCCUGGAGAUCCCGUUGGAGCCAAAGAACAACAUGAAAGCCAUAAUUGACUGCGCUGGAAUCCUGAAGCUCAGGAACGCCGAUAUCGAGCUGAGGAAAGGCGAGACAGACGUUGGUCGGAAAAACACCCGAGUUCGUCUUGUGUUUCGCGUGCACAUACCUCAGCCUGGAGGUCAGCAGGUCUCUCUGCAAGUGGCUUCGCAUCCCAUCGAGUGUUCUCAGCGUUCUGCACACGAGCUUCCCAUGGUGGAGAAACAGGACAUGGAAAGCUGCUCCGUCCUGGGCGGCCAGCAGAUGAUCCUGACUGGGCAGAACUUCAGCUCUGAUUCAAAGGUCAUCUUUCUGGAGAAAACUCACGAUGGCCAGCAAAUCUGGGAAAUGGAAGCAACAGUGGACAAAGAUAAGAGCCAACCUAGCAUGCUCUUCGUGGAAGUGCCGUCUUACCGGGAUACGUCAGUGUGCCAACCCGUCAAAGUGAACUUCUAUGUUAUCAACGGCAAAAGGAAGCGCAGCCAGCCUCAGCAUUUUACCUUUACCCCACUGACAUCUCCUGCCAUAAAGACAGAACCUCUAGACGAAUAUGAAGCGCAGAAAAUGGGCUUUGGUAUUCCUCAGAUUUUGGGCUUAUCACCUCACUCGUACUACCAUAACCCUCGCAGUAUACUUCACCCAGACAAUGGCCUGGUGUCCAGCAUGGCUCCCUGCCAGCGUUUCAGCUCCAGCCUUCCGAGCCAAGACACGCGUUUCCAGCAGCAGAGCCCGGCUAUCGUUUACUCUCGAGGUGGAAAGAGCCUCAGUAGCAGCCCAAGCACGUGGCACACUGGCGGGGUCAUGCCUGACCCCCACCGGUCGGUCCUAGUCCACACAGGCUCAACGGCUCAGUCUGUAGGUCCCAUCAGUACAAGCCAGCAGCCUUCUAUUAUCCAGUUCUCCCCCACCAACCACCAUCUUCUUAGGGCCGGCGACGCGGAGGCUCUCCCUCCUCCUCAGCCUGAUAACCAGCAGAUCCUCUUCUGCGAUGGCUACACCCCGCCUGCCUCACACUCAUCCGGACACCCCCAGGCCCAGGCAGCUGUGACCCACCAGCAGCCAUGUCCCACUGUCAUUCAGCAGCAGCCAUUUGAGCAGAAGGAGCCACAAAAAGUCUCACAUGGAACACCUGGGAUGGAGGCUGCAGGAGACGCACAAAGGAGGGUGACGAUCAAGGAGGAAAAUUUGGACCAGGCCUACCUAGAUGAUGGUGAGUUGAACGAAAUCAUCAGAAAGGAUCUGACGGGGGUUCAGGCCAGAGGUCAGACAUAGACGAUAGAGCAGAGCAGGAAGCAGCAGCCUUUUCCUCUUCCUCUGCAGCCAACAGACACGCAUCAAUGCAAUCAUCUACUCUCCAGCCAGGUGGCGCUCCUCUCUCGACAAUCCCAUCUUUUUUUUUGGUUGUUUUCUUUAAAUGUAGAGACCAACAUCAGCUCCUGGUUGCUUUCCUGCUAUAAACACUUUGUAAACAGAGGAGCUUAUUUUACCUUUAACAUCUGCCACCAGCUUCACAAGGGAUUACUGAGAAAACACAGGGACAUGCACCUUAUUUUGAUGUAAAUCUUUACAAGUUUAACCUCAGAAACCAUCGAAAAGAGAAAAGGGUGGAAUAAAGGGAAAUGAUUCCUUAAAUACGUCCUUAAAAAAGCUUUAUCCACUCUUUUCAGGCAAUAAACUCACACCUAUUGCCUUAUAAUAGCAAAGAUCUGGUUAAUGCUAUACCACAAACAAAGCACAAAUCUAUGCUUUGUGUUUUCUUGUGGAUUCUUAUAUUUUCAGGUCUACUUGCACAAAGUGUUUGUAACUUUCUAUAGAACGUCCAAAGCUUUCAUGAUGAUCAUCUCAUGUUCAGUUUUCUGCUUGAAGACAAACGCACACAGCCUUAAGCGUAAUGUGUAAAUGAACUGUUGUGACAAAGCCUGUUAUGCACUGUUUUCAAAUAGAGGGUGGUCAACAUUAUGACUUCUUAUAUUAUCUGAGUCAUCAGUGUAAAUGGAUAUUUUAUGCUUCUUUUUAAUAGUGUUCAUUACAGUAACUUGCGAUGAUAUAAUAUUACAUCUAUCCCUGCACAUAUCAAGGGUCAAAAGUGCCACAAUCUAAUAAACAAAUGUUUUAAAUAUUUAUAUCUGUAAUCAUUUAAAUUAAUUUGUAAUAACUACAUUAAGUAAGUAGUGUAUCAAUAUUUUUUUUAAUGUUUCAGUUUGUUAAAUACAGUUAAAUAGAUAUAUAUGGAAAGUAUUAACAUCUGGGUUCAUUAUGUGUUACAAGUUAUAUUUAAUUAUUUCAGUAUCAAUUUAAUUGUGUGUCUUGUGCUACAGUCUAUCACAAACGUUUAGCACAUCUAAUACAUCCUAGCAUCUGAUUGGUUGACCUGCACAGCACCUUGGUUGCAGACCAAUCACAUUGUCUAUAGCAAAGUUAACCUGUAUAUACUGCAACACAAAACUUAAAAUAAGUAUAUAAAUAUACAUCAAAUAUAAUUAUACUUUUAACUUAGAAUUAAAACAGAUGUUAAUUAUUUUGACCGUUAACUAUUUCAAUAUCAAUACAUAUAUAGUUUUUAAUCUAUGCAUUUCACAUUUUGUUAAAUUAUGUGUAUGAAAACAUAUUUAACAAAUGGUUUUUUUGAUUGUGGCAUUUUUCAGCCUUUGAUAUGCACAUGCUCCAUUCUUGUCUCAAUUAUUAUUUUCUAAAUUAAAAUAAAAAUGUGCAAGUUGCAUUUUUUAAUAACGUUAUUUGUGAUAACCUCUGUGGUUUUGUCCACAAUCCAAAGAAAUGCAUCCAAAGCUUAAACUGUGUAUUGUUCUGUGUAUCGUUGAUUUUCCUUGCAGUAAUAAUUUUUUUUUUUUACUAAAAGCAGCCUAUGCAAAGCUUCUGGCUUGCAGGUGUAAAAUGUGUGUGUACUAUCUGUAAGCAGUGUCAACAUUUUUAAAGGUGUAGUGCUGCAAGACUCUCUCAUACAUUAAGACAGCUUGUUUUCAUAAGACAGCACUGCUUUAUUUUUGGAACAUUUUAUUUUACUGAGUGACAGGGUGAAAAGUGUGAGUUAUGUUACUGUAACAAGAAAAGUGUAAGUAAAGUGAACACUCCAAAGGGAAAUAUAAGAGAUUAUCUUUGAUGUGUUCUAUAUCAAAGAUUAUCAUAGUAGAAUGUAAUAUUAUUACAUCUAAAAUGUAAUAUUUAAUAUUUCUUGUUGAGCCAGCGGAGCACAAAUGCAUUUGACAUUAAAAGAAUGUAAUCUGUAUUAAAUGGUUCCCCCUUUUUCUGUAAAUAAUAGUUAAAUUUUUAAUAAUGUUUUCAGAGUCUGAAAUGGAAGCUAUAGGCUGUUUUUUAUAUCAUUUAUCGGUAAUAGAGUUCAGUCAUGAUUGUUUUUCUUUCUGAAUUAUCAUUGAUCCAUCUAUAAUAGUUUCCUUUGUUUUUAUUAUUUUACAAUAUUGAAACCUUUACUAACUGAUGGAUUAUUAAUGCUUUACUAUUUCAGUUAUUUUGUUUUGUAGAUGUCUUGUAUAUGUUUCAGUUUCUUCUGUUUUCUUUCUGUUUCAGACUCUUUGUGCCUCAUCAAAAAUCUCUUAUUGUAUUUUUAUACUCCAGGAUUUCUAAAAUUUGUUGUUAUUGUUUGAACAGCUAAAGUACAUUUCUAAUAGAUUUUAAGUAAAAGAUGACAAUCACACAAAUAUUACGCUAUAAGAUAAACCUUUAUCAUUAGCAAAUAAACUCCUUUAAAUCCUG